AUGAUACGCCGUUUUUUCCGUUCCAGCCCCAGAACACCGUCUUUUUUCUGCAAAAUGUCCACCAACGCACACGACCCUGCGUCCUUGCACAAUCCUUACUUCCAGCAAAACCCCACGCAAAAAGAUGUGUGGUCUUUGAUCAAUGAAACCGCAGCCACGGCGCAAGAAGAGUUGGGGAAGCCUGUGACUAAUUUGGGCCAAGGCUUUUUCUCCUACAACCCACCGGACUUUGCUUUGGACGCCGUCAAACACGCAUUGACGAAGCCACAAUUCAACCAGUAUGCCCACGCGCGGGGCAACCCCAAUCUCUUGAAGAGUUUGGCCAAGUUCUACACCGAAUCCUUUGGUCGGCCAGUGGAAACAGGCGAAAUCCAAGUGACUACAGGCGCCAACGAAGGCAUGUUCGCUGUGUUUUUCGGCUUCUUGACUCCGGGCGACGAAGUGAUUGUGUUUGAGCCUUUCUUCGAUCAGUACAUCCCCAAUGUGGAGAUGACUGGAGCCAAGUUGAAGUUUGUGCAACUCAAGUAUCCUCAGAAAUUCGACUCGGAGAACGUGGCUGGCGACGACUGGCAGGUGGACUGGGAGGGAUUGGAAAAAACCAUCUCGCCCAAAACAAAAAUCAUCGUUAUCAACACGCCGCACAAUCCCAUCGGCAAGAUCUUCAAUGAGGAAGAGCUCAAGCGGAUCGGCGAGUUGGCCAUCAAAAACAACUUGAUUGUGUUAUCUGACGAGGUUUACGAAAACUUGUACUACCAACCUACGUUCCCUCGUCCUGCCACUUUGGCAUCAUUGCCUGCUUUGGCAGAGAGAACAUUGACGGUGGGAUCUGCUGGAAAGUCUUUUGCUGCCACUGGAUGGCGGGUUGGCUGGGUUCAAGGACCUGCGGAAUUGAUCAAAUACGUCACUGCGGCACAUACAAGAAUCUGUUUUUCCACGCCGGCGCCAUUGCAACAGGCUGUUUCGGAAGCUUUUGAAAUUGCUUCGACAAACGGUUACUUUGAGAAAACGAGAAAGGAGUAUGAACGCAAGUACGAGAUUUUUGAGAAGGUCUUCCAAGAGUUGGGCUUGCCUUACACUAGUGCCGAUGGAGGAUACUUUCUUCUUGUCAACCUUCUGAAAUUGAAGAUUCCCCACGACUACGUCUACCCAGAAGAAAUUGCUGCACGUGGAACCAAUGACUAUAAAUUGGCAUACUGGUUGAUCAAAGAGAUUGGUGUUGUGGGAAUCCCACCCACAGAGUUCCUUGUACCCCAGCACAGAAAGGGAAACCCAUUAGAGAAUGCCUUGCGGUUUGCGGUUUGCAAAGACGACUCUUUGUUGGAGGAGGCGGUAACCCGUUUGAGAAAGUUGAAGGACUAUUUGUAG
This is a messenger RNA of Clavispora lusitaniae ATCC 42720, 1365 nucleotides long. RefSeq names its product pyridoxal phosphate-dependent aminotransferase (gene BNA3). Gene Ontology annotation, biological process: biosynthetic process. The record is from RefSeq and is a predicted model, not a curated record. Gene Ontology annotation, molecular function: L-kynurenine:2-oxoglutarate transaminase activity; pyridoxal phosphate binding. Gene Ontology annotation, cellular component: cytoplasm; mitochondrion. NCBI's taxonomy places the organism in Eukaryota, Fungi, Ascomycota, Pichiomycetes, Serinales, Metschnikowiaceae.